AUGGAAUUCCAAGGAAUCAGGCCUGACAUUGUUACUAUCAACAUCUUGAUCAACCGUUACUGCCACUUAAGUCAAAUGACUUUCGCCUUUUCCCUAUUCGGCAAGAUUCUUAAGAUGGGUUAUCAUCCAAAUAUCAUAACCUUGACUACACUUUUGAAAGCAUUAUGUCUUAAUGGUGACGUCCAAAAGGCAUUGCACUUUCAUGAAAACAUCGUCAACCCAGAUGUUUGUACCUUUAAUAUAUUUAUCGAUGAGUUUUGUUUGCAAGGAAAUAUGAAAGAAGCUAAAAACAUAUUAGGUGUGAUGAUGAUACAAGGUAUGAAACCUAAUGUUGUUACAUAUAGUGCUUUAAUGGAUGGGUACUGCCUAUUAAAUGGAGUGAACAAGGCCAAACAUACAUUUAACACUAUGGUUGCAGUGGGAGUGGCUAAAGAUGUUCACAAUUACAAUAUCGUGAUUAAUGGGUUUUGUAAGAGUAAAAUGAUGGAUGAGGCAUUGGAUCUUUUUGAAGAAAUGUAUUCCAAAAAUAUCAUCCCUACCAUAGUAACUUACAACACUGUUAUUGAUGGUUUGUGCAAGUCAGGAAGAAUUUCUUAUGCAUGGAAGCUUGUUCGUGAGAUGCGUGAUAUGGGUCAACCAGCCGAUGAAAUCACUUACAAUUCCUUCUUGCACACUUUUUGCAAAAAUCAUCAACUUGAUAAGGCAAUUGCAUUAGUCAAGGAAAUUCAUAACCAAGGCAUUCAGGUGGAUUUGUACACAUGUAGUAUGCUUAUUGAUGGUUUGUCUAAAGGGGGAAGACUUAAGGAUGCACAACAAAUUUUUAAGGAUCUUUUGAUUAAAGGAUACAAUGUAGAUGUUGUUACUUAUAAAUAUAUGAUCAGUGGUCUUUGUUAA
Medicago truncatula (barrel medic) is the source of this 894-nucleotide messenger RNA. Its product is annotated as pentatricopeptide repeat-containing protein At1g12300, mitochondrial. The transcript has a single exon. NCBI's taxonomy places the organism in Eukaryota, Viridiplantae, Streptophyta, Magnoliopsida, Fabales, Fabaceae. The record is from RefSeq and is a predicted model, not a curated record. Gene Ontology annotation, molecular function: protein binding. The coding region runs from base 1 to 894 and encodes 297 amino acids.